CAUACUAGAUUUUACGACAGCUUAGAUCAAAUCGCUGAUACAAGAGCGUGGUGGGACGCGGGCGGAACAGCAUCAGACCCAAUGAGGCGCUCGGCCCCGGUCUGGUGCCCAGCCACGGCUUCUAGGGUUGGGCAGCAGCUUUAGGGGCAGCCGUCCAUAGUGUAGAAAUGCGUCGCGCGGCGGCACCGUUGCGGAGUCUGAGGAUCGCACUGCUGGCCCUUCUCACGCAAGCGGCCGCCUUCACGACGCCGAGCCACGACGAAUUAUGUAGAGCGCAAGCGGCGCCGGGCUGCCUCCAGGUCCUCAAGGAGAUCCAUCUCGAGCGCAUCGUGGAGGACCGCGGCGCGCCCUACGCUGCGAACGAGAGCGCCGAGGCCUACCUAGAGCAUUUGAAUGCGACCGUGGGCGCGCGCGCGCGCAUAGGAUUAGGAGAGGCGCACGCCGAGGCCGCGGCGCGGGGCUACAAGCUGGCGCUGCCGGGCGAGACGCAGCGCUACCCCGGCUCGGUCCACGUGCGGGGCAACUUUUUUAUUGCGGCGGCGUUCAAGCUGGAGCACGACGGCGAGCAGCUCCGCCACCUCAUGCGGGAGGGGAAGCUGCCCCCCCCAUUUCGGCACCUCGCGGACGCCUACUCGACUAUCUAUCGGGGCAUCCAGCGGGCGCAACGGAGCCAGUUCAUGACGCAGAAGCUCCUGAGCACGGCGCAGCACGCGCUGCUGUUCGGGGCGCACAACGCCCUCGUCUACCUCCCGCCGGAACGCGGCGUCAAGCGGGCCCUGGGUGCGCGGUUUUUGAGGGAGGCGGCGGGGCUGGAGGCGGCAUACCUCGCGGACGCGCGGGCCGACCGCGCGCCGGCCUUUUAUGCAGACGGCUUCCUCUCGGACGAGGCUUUGGAGGAGCUCUACGAGUGGUGCCUCGACGCGACGGUCUGGUUCGACGCGAAGCCCGGUUAUUUGGGCGCCUACUUCGACGACGGCUUCUCUCCGAAAGUGCUGCUCCAGGUCGUCGAGGAGCUAAGACUGGCCCUACCUCAGAUAAUCGGCGACCUGAACCUGAAGACGGCCUGGGCCUACAAGUACGACUCGCAACCACAAAACACGGGCAUCGCCGUGCACGCCGACCCCGCGGCCGUCAACGUCAAUUUCUGGGUCACGCCGGACGCCGGCAACACGGGCCGGGAGCCGGGCGGCCUCGUCGUGCACCGCCAGUUCCGGGGGUCCCAGGGCGACUGGAACGGCAUCGAGCACGCCGCGCGCAUGCGCGCGCACCUCGACCAGCUCGAGCGGGACUCGGGCAUAAAGCCGCUGCGCGUGCCUUACAAGCGGAACCGCGCGGUGAUCUUCGACUCGUCGCUGCUCCACGAGACGGACCGCUUUCGCUUCAAGCGGGGCUACCGGCACCGCCGCAUCAACCUGACGCUGCUGUUCGGGCUGCCGCGGCAGCCGGGCAAAACGGAGCCGCUCGAGCUCUGCGUGGAAGUCGUUGCCGGGAGCGAGACGUGCGUGACGAUGCCCCUGUCGAAGGCCGGCGUCGACCGCCUGAUGACGUACUACGUGGAACGCGUCCUGGCCUGCUCUCGGAAGGAAGCCAAAGCGACCGCGUCGCUCGAGACGCCCGCCGCGAAACGAGCGACGGCCCACGCCGUCGCGCUGUGCACGGCGCGGUCGCUCCACGCCGCCGGGGACCGGCGCCUCGCCAUCGAGGUCCUCCAGUCGCGGCAGACGCACUGCGGCUCUAGAGCGGCGGCGUCCGAGGCCGAGUGGACCGUGUGCGGGACCCUGGCCGCGAUGCACCAGGACUCCUUCGAGGCGACGGCGGCGUCCUUCGCGGCGUCGCUCGACGACGUUUUGAGGUGGCAGCGCCACACGACCUACGUUUUGGACGACCGCGUCUGCCCGCUCACGGUCGACGAGCUCGAGCGGUGGUCACAUGCUGUGUGGAAAUCAAAAUUUUACGGCGCGUUCGUGCUGAAUCGUCGCGUCGUCCUCCACGCCAUCGACGCGAUGCCUGCUCGAUAGCGUGGUGCUCGUUCCUCACCGCUCGACCGAGCCAGGACGGCCGCGCCAUCGCCGAGAAAUGACUUAGUGAAGAUUUUUCGGGUGCACCCGGCGCACUGGUUGAUUUCCACACAGGUCACAUGCGCCGUCGGUCCUGGUGCACGUGCCGCGGACCUCUGGCACGACGCUGCGCGCCCUCUACGCAUCCGUCCUCAACGAGACGCAACUCGCGCAAGCGAGACACUACUCCGCGGCGCAGAUGCGCGCCUGCGCUACGCGCGAGUGGGACCGGAAGCGGUCCGUCGCGAUCAUCCGCGACCCCUGGGCCCGCGCCGUCAGCGCGUACGACCACCUCGUGAACGUCUCGUACAGUGCAUAAAUCAAAUUGUCGAGGCGCGUCCUUCGACGCGACGUCAGCACGACGACGUGGUGCAUCUGACUCACUGGCUGAUUUGUGCACAGGUAUCGAACAUAUCGAAGCAUCCCUCCGAUAGAUACUUCGGGACGUGGCUGACUCUCUUCGAUGACUUCUCGGACUUUGUGGAAUCGGGCGGCUUGGAACUCGCGGCCACGGCCUGCGCUCAUUUCUUGCCCGCGUUGGAUUGGGUCUCGGACCCGCGCACGGGCGACGUCUUAGUCAACGACGUGCGCCGCUACGAGGGCUUCCACGCGGCGGGCAUCGACGCCGCGCUGGCCUUUACGAGUUUGGACGCGGGCGACCGCCGGCCCUUCUACACGCGGGGACCGCGUGGCGAGUCGUACUGCGGCCGCUACACGCGACGGGCCGCGGACGUCGUCGCUCGCGUCUACGGCGAGGACGCGCGCGCGUUCGGGUACGAGAAUACCUGUGCGUCCUACUUGCCGCCGCGUGAUACCAAGAGGCGUUACCUCGUUGAAAACGCCGCGGCGGCGACACGCGCGCGGCGCCGCGCAGCGGACGCCUUCGUGCGCCGGCGAGAGGAACGCGCCUGGCGGAAGCGGAAGCCUCCCGAAGGAAACCGAAAGUUCCGCCGGCGGUGGCGGCCGGGGACAUUUGUGCUGUAAUUGUUUGUAAGAAAA
This is a messenger RNA of Pelagomonas calceolata, 3056 nucleotides long. The record is from the annotation of a GenBank genome assembly. NCBI's taxonomy places the organism in Eukaryota, Pelagophyceae, Pelagomonadales, Pelagomonadaceae.